CACAAGACCUCAGGAGUUCAGCUCCAUGUUCAGAUGCGUUUCUUUUCCAAACGUGUUUAAAAUCUCGUUUUUAGUUACCGACCUUCCAUAUUAACCUCCCUUUCAGUUUGAGGAAGUCUCACUUCAUACAACCCAGGAGCUGCUUCAUCUUUUUGCAGCAUUAUAGUCAUGGGGGUCUGACAGCGACGCUGCUAAGAGAACAACAUCAGGCUUCUGUUCCAGUCUCCAUCUGCAGAGCAAAAAGGUGGUGUAGCUGAUGCAUAUUCAUAGCUUAAAAGUGGAAGUGGUGGGAAGGCACCACAUUACACCGUUCUGCAACCACAUCCUGAGUCACCAUGCUGACAGUGACGCCUUUAACUUGCUGCCUGAUUAUUCUUCCACUCAGUCUUCAGACGUUAACACAUUAGUGUCUCCGGCACCGCUUCACUCUUCAAGUUGUAGAAUUUCACAUUAAAAAAGUCUGGCCUGCUGUGUUUUCCCCUGCCUGCCCGGCUUCUGACACCAGUGAGUCAUCUCCAUGGCUCCUCCACCUCCAGCCCUGUCGCUGCUGUGGGGUCUCACUUUAUUCUUUGGUGGAGCAGCUGCAUCUGUAUGCAAUGUCACCUGCACCACUGACUAUGUAAAGAUGCUAAACUGCUCCUGCCAAGGCUCUGUGCCAACACUUCCUGUUCGUCUCACUGUGGCUUGCAGCUCUGAGGACACACAUCUUACUGUGAGCUGUGAGACCGAACCGCCUCAGUCCUGGUGCAUAAUCAAAGCGGACCUCACCUACGUCGCAUCCACGGAAACGCUGUGCAACGCCACCGCCAGCCAGCCUGGCGGCCGAGGCCCGGUGGUUCUCAGUGAGUCACACCAAUGGGAGCUCUAUUCUGUGGUAAAACUUGAAGCUCCUCAUAAUGUCACAGUGAAAAAGGCUGCUGGAAUCUACAACAUCACCUGGAGAAACAAAAGUGAAUACACGUCCUGCGUCAUAAACAAAGUCCGCAUAAGAAAUACAAAAAAGCCAUCUGAGGAUUUAAUCUUUAAGCUUUUACCAAACCGGAUGUACUUUGAGCUGGAUCAGAAAAAGCUGCGGCCCGGUGCUUCCUACGUUGUGAACGUUCAGGCAAAAAUCUGUGACGAUGAGUUCAUUGUGGGUCCGUGGAGUGAAUGGAGCUCCGAUGCAGAGUGGAGCUCACUGGCUGACCCUCCAGAUGAAAAAGGAGUGAAUUUUUACUGGCUUUACAUCUCGACGCCCAUCAUCCUCAUCCUCGCCCUCCUGUUACUGGGAUACCUACAAAAACCGUCCUGGCAGAAAAAACUCAAAAUGAUGACGUUCAUCCCCAGACCCAACGACUAUUUCAAGCCGCUCUACCACAGCCACGGUGGGAACUUUAAGGAGUGGGUGAAGCCGGUGUUCAACGAGUAUGAUUACCUAAAGAUCACCACCUGCGUCAUGCUGAGCGAGAAGCAGAGCGAAAUCCUCAACUGGAGCAACGAGAAGCAGAGCUACAGCGAGGUCACCGAGGUGAAAGCUGCUGACGACUUCCUGCAAGUCCAGCAGCUUCCCAACAGCCUGCUACUGACGUUUCAGGACAGCAGCACCUCGCAGGGCACCAUCCACUCCACGGGACACAUCUCCAUCCACACCGUCACCCUGUCCGGAGAGGAGUUCGAGGCGGACGUGACGUCACAGAGCUCGCUGAAGAGCUUCCAGGACGCAGAAAGCUUUGGCUCGUUUGACGACGACAACAGGGAGUGCGUUGCUUACAAUUUGGGGGAAUCGCAUGCGUCCCGGAUGGAGCGGCACAGUGGGAUAUCACUACGGGAAAACCAGAUCGCCAAUGAUUUGAUACUGGAGAACCAAAACUUUCUGCCGGAUGGCGAGUUCAACGAGGCAGAGCGGGUGUCGCUCAACUCGUUCGCAUCAAAUGAACAGUCGGAGGACGGAUACCCUCAUGUGGACUUGGACACCAUCGACAGCGGAUUCGGAGAGUGCAGCAGCCCUGGAGCCUCAGACUCAAACUCUAACUCAUUUCCUGAGGAAAAACACUUCAAUUCAAACUAUGUCAAGCAAUGGAUGAUAUGUAGCACAAUUCAGGAAGACACCAGCACUGUGAACAAUGAACUCGAUGAGACGGUGACUGCAGCUUCUGACUCACAGCUACAAUAACUGCAAACAGAGGAAGAAUCAUAAUGCUGCAUGAACAAUAUGUGCAUCCUCACGUAUUUGUUAUUUUGAAUGAGCCAAGUAAACGUUUAUUUUUUAAAAAUCUCUCUACUAAAAAGAGUUUUACUGAUGUCUGUUUAUUGUUAAUUUAAUGGAACUGAGAUUCUUGUAUGAUUUGAAUGAGACACUUUUUUUAGCUUCACCUUUAUUUGUACAGUAAUAAGAUGUAGUUUGUCUCAAUAAAGAUCUGUUCUUAACUGUACAGAAUGCAAAUGUUUAAAUAUGUAUAUAUGUAAGUAAAUGUAUCAAUAUUAAAAAACCCUUUCAUAAGGCGAUUUUAUAA
This is a messenger RNA of Xiphophorus hellerii (green swordtail), 2492 nucleotides long. RefSeq names its product interleukin 21 receptor, tandem duplicate 1 (gene il21r.1). Gene Ontology annotation, molecular function: protein binding; cytokine receptor activity. Lineage: Eukaryota; Metazoa; Chordata; Actinopteri; Cyprinodontiformes; Poeciliidae. The record is from RefSeq and is a predicted model, not a curated record. The coding region runs from base 518 to 2152 and encodes 544 amino acids. The transcript has 10 exons. Gene Ontology annotation, cellular component: external side of plasma membrane. Gene Ontology annotation, biological process: cytokine-mediated signaling pathway.